AAAAAGAUCCAUCAACUAUGUUGUUCAACUAUACCUGUCUGUUUAUGGUGCUUUUGGCCCUAUUCUGUGGCGGAUCUUGGGCUAGUGCCAGUAGCUGUCCAACUGGUUUCAAUGCCGAAAAUAGUCGCUGUGUCAAGGAACGUCCGGUCCAUGGUACUUGCCCACCGGGCUCAAACUAUCAGCUGAAUAUCAAUAAAUGUGUUCAUGCCUAAGAAAAGUGAAAAUAUAUCAAGAAUUAUGGAGUGAAA
This is a messenger RNA of Drosophila willistoni, 248 nucleotides long. RefSeq lists its product as uncharacterized. Lineage: Eukaryota; Metazoa; Arthropoda; Insecta; Diptera; Drosophilidae. The record is from RefSeq and is a predicted model, not a curated record. The transcript has a single exon. Bases 18 to 212 code for a protein of 64 amino acids.